UGUAAGCAAUCGUAGAUAACAAACAAACCAAAACAAUAGAAUCAUUGCGAAAAUGUUUCACGUACAACCACUGAACAACGCACUGUUACUAUUCGUUAAUUCAAUGUAACGUUUGUGUGCGUUUUGCUCGCUUAUCGUCGACCAAUGUUCUCCACGUAUAGAAAGAAUCCAAAACAAUAAUAAUUGUUCGAACUAAUGUUCCCAAUGUUCGUGUUAAAAUAUCUAACAUGUCGGUUCAACUAAAAGGUUUUGCAAAAGGCGUUGAUCUGACGAAAAUUAAAAAAUUUUUAUUUGGAUCUGAUGAUGCACAAGCCGAUAUACUCAACGACACUGUAAACUGUGUAUCUCCCGGUGGUGAAAUCAUAGUAUUUGGACACGUUGAUAAAAUAAUAACAUUUACAUUAAAAUGGAUUUCUAAUCCAACCACUGAUGUAUGCCAAGUUUUCCAAACCGUUUGGAGCAAUACCAUUACCGAAGCCAACAACGAACAAAUUACUUCAGUUAUAUGUCUCCCUAUAGCAGAAGUCAAUACAAAAUUGUCUACACAUUGUAGUCCUGAUUGGUUUUGUAUUGCUAUUGGAUUUUCAAGUGGAUUUGUCAAAUUUUAUACUGAAGAUGGAGACUUACUGCUGUCACAGUUAUUUCAUAAUAGUGCUGUUAUGAAAUUGCGUUGUCAAAGUCAUCAGCCUGCUAAACUCAAUCCACCAACUGUAGAACAACCUGAAGAAAUUGCUAUAUUAUACAGUACAGUUAUUUGUACAAUUGUUGGCACAGUUUUUAUUAAUAGUUUAAGAUCUUGUAAAAAUCAAUUGGCAAGAAUUCAAGAAAAAUGUACAAAUAAUGUCAACAGCCUCACAUUAUCAUUUAAAAAGUGGGCUUUCGACGUACAGAAAAAAAUUAAUGAUGCUGCUGUUGGAGCAAGAUAUGAUAUCACUAGUUUCCAACAUGUAGUAGCGGCCAAUAUAUGUAAAGGUAUUAGUGGUGAUAAACAAAACUGUUUACCACAAAUGACUCAAAUCAUAGCUGCUGGUCAAGAGCCUUAUUUAGCAUUUCAUUAUACGAUUGGAGGACAUGCUCAACCAACUUUAGGAAAUAUAACCAAAGCAGUUACUAGUAAAUUGAAAUCUUCUUUUACACAAUCGUUGCCUGGUUGGUUGUCCUUUACUUUAUCGUCAAAUGAAACAUUUGAUACACUAGAACCACCUGAACAACUUGGAUGUCGAUUUAGUUUAAAUGAUGUAGAAUGUGAAGCUUUGAAAAUUGAAUUAAGUCCACAAUUAUCUAUUGGUGUUCUUUCUGAUAAUCUAGAAAGGGUGAUACUUUUUGAGGUCAAUGCUGGAGGAAUAAUCCGAACAUGGGAAGGAUACAAAGAUGUUCAAUUUGGCUGGCUUGUAGUUAAUGAAAAUAAAAGUUCUAAUUCUAAACAAGCAUUAUGUUUAGUAAUAUAUAUACCAAAUAGAGAAGUAAUAGAAAUAUGGUCAAUGCAAAACUAUGAACAAAUAUCGAUAGUCAAAGUAUCCAAGUUUGGGAGAUUAUAUUAUACAAAUUAUGGACUACUUGGAGCUCUCAGUACUUCAAGAAUGAACAUAUAUAAUGCUAAUUACCGUUGUUAUUUUGUAGAUGAGACAGAAAUUAUUACAGAAAUUAAUGUACCUUAUCACUGUAUAGAAAGUGGCUCAAAUAGUCAACUCUCACGAGAUAUAUAUGCAUUUAAAACGUUUAAGUCAUUAUGUAAAAGUGAAAAUGUGAAUGAUGAAAAACUGUGUGAAGAAGUAGUGAAUUUAGCUAAUCAUUUAAUCACUGAUAAAGUAAGACAACAAGCAUUUGAUUAUAUUAUUUCAAGUAAACAUAUGACACAAAAUGCUAUUAUUGAAUUUUUAAAAACCUUACUGAUUAAUUUAAAAGAAAAAGGUUCAAGUGAAUCUCAAAAUAAUGAAAAAUUAUUGAAAAAUGUUGACCGUCAUUUAAAACUUAUAAAAUUUUUGACGUUUUUAUUCAAUUUCCAAGAAAAACAUCGUUUUCAGCCAUUAUCAAUGUCAACUGAAGACAAAACACAAGAAUUAUGUAAAACACUCCGUUUAACUGACCAGGAUAUGGACAGAAUAAUUUCUUUACUCCCUAUUGAACCAAAAAAAAAAACAAUUGUUAUGUUCUGUGACAAUAUGAAACUGCUGAACUUAGUUGAAUUAAUUGCUUGUUUUGACACAACUGGUGAAAAUGUGUCUUUAAAAACUGAUAAAAAUAUUGAUGAGUUGUGUAAACGGUUAUUUGAACCUGUUAUGCAUGUUGAUAAUGAUAUCGGUGAGUGGAAUUUAGCAUGGAUAGCUAGUGGUAUACAAUUGCCAGAUAUGGUUUAUUUAGCUGUUCAAUACUGGCUAUCAAAACCUCUCACUUUAACUGUUGUAACAGAGAUGUUGAAUUUUCACAGAGUAAUUGAUACAAUUUGUAAUACAAAUGAAAGUAAACUUGAUUGGAAAAAAAUACAACAUCAGUUUUCAAAUAGUUCAAAUACAUUUGCUUGUUUAACUGGAGCUAUAAUUUGCAAAACUAUUGCAUCUAGUAAAAAAACAGUUAAAGUUAAUAACGAAUGGGAAUGUGUUUCCGGAGAAGAUUAUCAAUGGAAUUUAUUGAUAGAAAGACUUGAACAAUUGUGCCAUCUUAAUGCAACAUUGAAAUAUUGUUCUGAAGAACCUUUUGGAACACUUCAUUGCAUAAAAUAUGAGUAUUCAUCAAUUACAUUAACAGAUUUACUAAAACAUGGAAGAGGUGGAGUGUCAACAUUAGUUAGUAAAUGGUUGGCUAGUUUAGGCCUUAAUCCUACUUUAGUAAUUGAUGAGUUCCUAAUGGAAUUUGAUAAAGAAACAUCCAUAUCUUCAGAUAAAACUCAAGUUAUCAUGGGUGUUCAGGAAGGUAUAGCUAUAAAUACAGAAGCUGCAAUUGAAGCUAGAGCUUUAUCUAUGGCCGAAAAAGAAACAUUAGACAUAUUAAAACGCCUCAAAUACUAUUUUCCAUACAGCUUGGGUGGUAAUACAUUACUGAGUAAUAUUUUUUGGGAGUAUAUAUCUGUUUGGAAAAAUUGUGUUUCUGAUCUUAGACCACUAUAUGCAGCUUUAAAUGUUGUUGAUAAAAUACCUUGUCCGCAUACAAGACAAAGUGUUUGUUAUUUAGUAUGGUCUACACAUUUAUCACCGGUUUUUGUGUCAGCAAUAAAGCUCAUUGAUCGAGUAGGAAAAGUUCCUAAGGAAAAAUUGUGUAUUCAAGAUGUUGGAAUGCCAGAUCAACACAUUGUUAAAUUAUUCGACUUAUGUGAACAAUUUUUUGAAAUCAUUAUUAAGUCAUCUUUAUCAGCUGAAGAAGCUGAACUUGCUGAAAUUAAACAUGAUUUAUUUUGGGAAAAUUGGAAAAAUAAUAACCAACAUACACUUACUUUAGUUCAAAUGGCAUUAAAUAAACCAAAUCCUGAUCAAAAAACUUUGUUUUUAUCUCAUCAAUUUACACGAGCAUUUCAUAUACUAGCUAAAUUUUCAAUAUACAUAAAUAAACCACUUAACAGUUUGUUUGACUGCAAUAUACAAGAAAUUGAUUUUUCUAAUUUGGAUCAAAAUACAUUUAGUCAAGAAGAGCCAAGAACCAAAGUUAAAAAGACUAGAACUGAAUUCCUGGCAAAUUCAAUUUAUACAGCUAUUGGUCUUGUACAAAAAGAUUGUCAGGAUGGCCAAUAUGAAUUUGAUAGUAGGGAGUGUACAUUUUGGAUGAGUAAAAUAUUUCAAUUAGCCAUUGGCUGGCAAUUAAAUUUGGAUGAUCUGAGAAUACAUCAAGUUAUGUCACUCUACUCAAAAGGGCAUGAUCGAUUAGCGGAAGAAAUUAUACCUAUUGUCAAUAAUAAAGAAAAACUUAUAAAACAUCUACUAAAUGUUAUAAGACACAGAUUAAAAUUUGAAGUAUGCAUUAGUGAUUUAGACUAUCAUAACAAAAUUGUACAUUUUAGUCCAGAAAUAGUUUCUUGGCUAAAUGGCCCCAUUACAAUUGAUGUUGAAAAGUCGUUGCUGAAAGAUACUCUAGAAUUAGUACAAACUAUAAUAAAUCUACUACCUGAAAAUGACAGUCAAUACGAAUUUGUUACUAAUUUAAUGGAUAGUAUAAUAUCUUUAACUAGCAGCUGAUAAAUAUAUUUUUUAGUAUGUACAGUGUUAAAAGUUGAACUAUUAAAUAUUACAAUGUAAUUACUUAU
Molecule: messenger RNA, 4231 nt
Organism: Sipha flava (yellow sugarcane aphid)
Lineage: Eukaryota; Metazoa; Arthropoda; Insecta; Hemiptera; Aphididae
Gene: Rab3-GAP
Product: rab3 GTPase-activating protein non-catalytic subunit
Exons: 23
Coding region: 228-4163 (1311 amino acids)
Biological process (GO): regulation of GTPase activity
Source: RefSeq, a predicted model, not a curated record